This is a messenger RNA of Photinus pyralis (common eastern firefly), 2326 nucleotides long. RefSeq names its product RAD50-interacting protein 1 (gene Rint1). The coding region runs from base 24 to 2258 and encodes 744 amino acids. Gene Ontology annotation, biological process: retrograde vesicle-mediated transport, Golgi to endoplasmic reticulum; regulation of ER to Golgi vesicle-mediated transport; endoplasmic reticulum to Golgi vesicle-mediated transport. Lineage: Eukaryota; Metazoa; Arthropoda; Insecta; Coleoptera; Lampyridae. The record is from RefSeq and is a predicted model, not a curated record. Gene Ontology annotation, cellular component: Dsl1/NZR complex. The transcript has 10 exons.
UUCCAGAAACACAUCAGCCCAUCAUGAAUUUGGAGAAUGAAGACCUGAUACGAAAGUUAAAUGAAAACUAUGGCAGCCAACUAUUUACCCUUGAUGGUUGUUUAAAGCUGAAAGAGCAGUUUGAUCGUGAGACGAAGACAAUCACAGAUGAAUUAGAUUUAAGUAGUGAACACGCUACUGUUGCAAUUACCUUAAGAAAUGCUGCAGAUCACUGCCAAAUUAUUGCAAAAACAUUGAGCGAUGGCGAAAGUUGUCUUGAGAAAGUUCGGAUACACUUGGAGGAGGUGGAUGCAGUCAAGGCAGAAUUGGAAGCAUACUUUGAGAAGCUGAAUGUAUUGGAAUGUACGGCACAGUAUCUUAAAGUUAUACAAAGCAUUGAGGACUUAUGUGACCAGCUGGAAGUGCACUUAAAAAGUAACGACGACGAACUGUGCACCACAGCUUUUGCUAACAUCACUGAAAUCGCACGCCAUUUAGCAGAUACGCCAGCCAUUCACUUGCGGAGUUACAUAAAAGCGAAAGUGGACUACUGGUUUGGGAUUUUGCGGAACAAACUAUCACAAGAUCUCGAUCAUGUACUGAAAGCAAUACAUUGGCCAUUUGUUAAUGCCAAUUUAAGUAUAGAAGCUCCCGGUGAGGGCAGUUUAAGGAAGUUGCAACUAAUUGUCGAGUACCUGCUGCAAAUCGAUUUGCCUGAAGAGCUAGUAACCCCGCUGCAUCCUCACGGCUUGCUGUCGAAUUUUUUACCACUGAGUUUACCCAUUGAGUUAAUGAUUGCGCCGCUUAAAAAAAGGUUCUUGUUUCAUUUCUACGGUUCGAGAAAAACAAAUCGUAUUGAUAAACCAGAAUGGUAUUUUACAAAGAUUCUUUCAUGGAUAAGGGAUCACAGUGGUUUUGUCGACAAAUGGCUACAACCCGUUGUAGAUAAAAUGGGAUUGUACCAUAUCGAAGUUAAGACUGAAUUAAUGAGGGGUCUCGUGCAAAUGGCUGUAGAAAAAUUAUACGGCGAUUUGCCAACCUUACAAUAUGAUGACUUUGCCUUCUCUCAUUGUAUCGAUGAGGCCUUGGGAUUUGAUAAGGAGCUCAAGAUGAAUUACGAGUAUCCUCAAAAUCAACCGAAUAUUCUGCUUGUUCUUACUCAGGCGCAAGUUUUUAUCAAGUGGAUGGCAAUGGAGAAAAAGUACGCCUUAGAGAAGAUGGACGCCAUGCUCUCAGAUUCCCUUCAGACCGAAAUCGUGAUGGAACCAAGCGAGAUUGAAGAAUUUAAAAUAAUGCCUUUCGCCGAGAUUUUUAUAACGUUAUUGCAAACGAUUACGGAACGUUACGAGGGGCUACCUCAGCCUGGUCACCGCUUGCAAUUUUUAGAAUUGCAGCUAGAGCUUUUGGAUGAUUUUCGUGUCCGUUUACUGCAACUGGGAAAUGCCGAGAAUGGUGAAGGUAUAGACUCGAAAAUUGCUAUCAUUGCUAAUACAACGCACUACAUUGAAAAUGUACUAGUAGAUUGGGGCCAAAUGUUGCAUUUUCUAAAUUUAUACUAUUAUAAAAAUCAGAGCGAGAUUACUAAAACACGGAAUUUACUCAGUUCGGAGUUAGAUAAUUCCCUAACCGACGUCGAUACAGACACAGUUUUCGUAGAAAUACUUUCACUUUAUCGGCACAUGAAAAAGGACUUGUUAUAUGCUUUGGUUGAUUCAACUGUUUUAAAGGCACGUUAUUGCAGCAAGAAUUACCGACGAGAGAGUUGGUCACGCAUGACAAUAAUGAAGGACAUGAGAAGUUAUUCACUGACUCCAUCCGCCUGUCCUAUGUUCGAAUUGCUUGGAACGAAACUCCAUCAGUUUAAGAAAUAUUUAACUGUCAAGCUAUUCAUAGUAGUUUGGAGAUUAGUCGCCCAACAAAUUGACGUAUUCCUGUAUGAAAAAUUAGUUUUAGCCAAUACUUUUAAUGAAGGCGGAGCCAAACAGUUCAAGUUUGACACAAUGAGGAAUUUACUACCCCUGUUCGCCCAAUAUACCGAUAAACCGGAUAGUUAUUGCACGCAUUUAAACGAAGCAUGCAUUUUACUCAACAUUACCCAAGGGUCUGCGCUUUUAUUAAAGGACAUGCUGACUGCUUUGGAAGGCGCCACUGGGGUCGAGGAUAAGAGAGGUCAAGCUCUCAAAGAAAUUGGUGUGUGCACUCUUGGACCGCAUGAGUCAUUAAAAGUUUUGAGUCAACGUACUGAUAUAGGAGUGCCAAGGGUAUCUUCCAUUGAUUAGUUUAAUGUUGGUUACUGUAAAAAAGUUUAAUGUUAUAUUUUCACGUAAUAUAAAUUGAUCAUUCCCAU